GCCGGCGCGGGGCACUGUGGGGCGGGCAAUGGCGUCGCCCGGGUGCUGAGGCGAGAGGCGGCCCGGGCUCCGAGCUCCUUUCCGGACCGGCGACGCUCUGGCUGCCGCCGCCUCCCGCUCCCCCGGCCCGGGGGUGGCGAUGGGCGACGGUGCCGCGGCCUGCGCGGAAGGGGCGGCGGCGGAGGAGGCCUCGCUGCACCGGCUGGCGGGGCUGGAGCCCGAGGGGCAGGUGGGCGGCCUGGUGCUGAAGAAACGCGGCGCGGCGGCGGCGGGUGGCGGCGAGCAGCACGUCUUCAAGCGGCCCGCCCCGCGCACCUCCCUGCUGGGCCUCGACCUGCUGGCCGCCCAGAAGCGCCGCGAGAGGGAGCGCGAGGCCGGCGACGGGAAGCGCGUCCGCCUCCCCACCGACAACGACGGGCCCGGCGGCGGCAAGGACGCCUCCGCCCAGGAGCAGCGGCAGGACCGGGACCGGGAUCGGGACGGCGCCGAGCAGGAGGGCGAGGGCGCCGCAUCCGGGCGCAGCAGCCGCAAGGACAGACAUUAUCGUUCAGCCCGGGUAGAGACGCCGUCCCACACCGGGGGUGUCAGCGAGGAGUUCUGGGAGCGCAGCAGGCAGCGGGAGCGGGAGCGGCGCGAACAGGGAGUCUAUGCCUCUUCCAAGGAGGAGAAAGAGCGGAAAAGAGACCACGGGCGGGAGCGGGACCACGAGCGCAAGCGGGACCGAGACGAGCGGGAGAGAAGCCGGCACAGGAGCAGCAGUCGGUCUGAGAAGGAUGGCUCCUCGGAGUGGAGCAGCGCUCGGAGGAAUGAGCCAGACAGCCCUCGGCAUCGACCCAAAGAUGCGGCUACGCCUUCCCGUUCCAGUUGGGAAGAGGAGGAUAGUGGCUACAGUGGUUCACGCCGCUCCCAGUGGGAGUCUCCCUCUCCGGUGCUCUCCUGUCGAGACUCUGAACGAAGUCACCGGGCAGCAGCAACCCGGGAUAGUGACAGGCGUGACCGUGACCGGUCUGUGAGAAGUAAAUAUCCCGAGGAGACGCCAUUGCCAACUCCAUCCUACAAAUACAAUGACUGGGCUGACAAUCAACAAGUUUUGGGUGCACCACCCUGGCUUUCGAGGGGCAGAGGGAGGCGUGAAGAGGGAGAGGAUGGUAUUGCCUUUGAAACAGAGGAGGAACGGCAGCAGUGGGAAGAUGACCAGCGACAAGCGGACCGGGACUGGUAUAUGAUGGAUGAGGGCUACGAUGAGUUCCAUAACCCUCUGGCUUCUUCAUCUGAAGAAUAUGUCAGGAAGCGGGAGCAGCACCUGCAGAAGCAGAAACAAAAGCGCAUCUCUGCUCAGCGCAGGCAGAUUAAUGAGGACAACGAGCGCUGGGAGACUAAUCGUAUGCUGACCAGUGGUGUGGUGCACCGCUUGGAGGUAGAUGAAGACUUUGAGGAGGACAACGCUGCCAAGGUUCACCUCCUGGUUCACAACCUGGUGCCUCCUUUCUUGGAUGGGCGCAUUGUCUUCACCAAACAGCCGGAGCCAGUCAUUCCCGUCAAGGAUGCCACUUCAGACCUGGCACUCAUUGCCCGCAAGGGCAGUCAACUUGUGCGCAAGCACCGGGAGCAGAAGGAGCGCAGGAAGGCCCAGCACAAGCAUUGGGAGUUGGCAGGCACCAAGCUGGGGAACAUCAUGGGCAUCAAGAAGGAGGAGGAGGAGGAGGGAGCAAGCCAGGUCUUGGCAGAGGACGGCACAGUGGAUUACAGGACAGAGCAGAAGUUUGCUGAUCACAUGAAAGAAAAGAGUGAAGCCAGCAGUGAGUUUGCCAAGAAGAAGUCAAUUGUGGAGCAGAGGCAGUACCUGCCAAUCUUCGCUGUGCAGCAGGAGCUCCUGACGGUCGUUCGGGACAACAGCAUUGUGAUUGUGGUGGGAGAGACAGGCAGUGGCAAAACCACGCAGCUGACACAAUACCUGCAUGAGGACGGGUACACUGACUAUGGCAUGAUUGGCUGUACGCAGCCCCGCCGGGUGGCUGCUAUGUCAGUGGCCAAGCGAGUUAGUGAGGAGAUGGGUGUGAGCCUGGGUGAAGAGGUGGGCUACGCGAUUCGUUUUGAGGACUGCACUUCAGAGAAUACUGUGAUCAAGUACAUGACUGACGGGAUCUUGCUGCGCGAGUCUUUGCGUGAGGCGGAUCUUGACCACUAUAGUGCCAUCAUCAUGGACGAGGCGCAUGAGCGCUCCCUCAACACGGACGUGCUUUUUGGCCUCCUGCGUGAGGUUGUGGCCCGGCGCUCGGACCUAAAGCUGAUUGUCACCUCAGCCACCAUGGAUGCAGAGAAAUUUGCUGCUUUCUUCGGAAAUGUCCCCAUAUUCCAUAUCCCUGGCCGGACUUUUCCCGUAGAUGUCCUCUUCAGUAAGACCCCGCAAGAAGACUACGUGGAGGCAGCAGUGAAGCAGGCCUUGCAGGUGCACCUGUCGGGUGCUGCAGGAGACAUCCUCAUCUUCAUGCCUGGCCAGGAGGAUAUUGAGGUCACCUCAGAGCAAAUUGUGGAACAGCUGGAGGAACUGGAGAAUGCCCCUGCGCUGGCCGUGCUGCCCAUCUACUCCCAGCUGCCCUCGGACCUGCAGGCCAAGAUUUUCCAGAAGGCCCCAGAUGGAGUCCGGAAGUGUAUAGUGGCCACCAACAUUGCAGAGACUUCCCUGACGGUUGAUGGGAUCAUGUUUGUGAUAGACUCUGGCUACUGCAAGCUGAAGGUCUUUAACCCACGGAUUGGCAUGGAUGCCCUGCAGAUCUACCCAAUCAGCCAGGCCAAUGCUAACCAGCGCUCGGGCAGAGCUGGGAGGACUGGCCCCGGCCAGUGUUUCAGGCUGUACACUCAGAGCGCCUACAAGAAUGAGUUGUUGACCACUACCGUGCCAGAGAUCCAGCGUACAAACCUGGCCAAUGUGGUGCUUCUGCUGAAGUCCCUGGGGGUGCAGGACCUUCUGCAGUUUCACUUCAUGGACCCCCCUCCAGAAGACAACAUGCUCAACUCCAUGUACCAGCUGUGGAUCCUUGGGGCACUGGACAACACAGGAGGGCUGACGUCGACAGGCCGCUUGAUGGUGGAGUUCCCCCUGGAUCCAGCCCUAUCCAAGAUGCUGAUCGUCUCCUGCGACAUGGGGUGCAGUUCGGAGAUCUUGCUCAUCGUCUCCAUGCUCUCCGUCCCGGCCAUCUUCUACCGGCCCAAGGGCCGGGAGGAAGAGAGUGACCAAGUCCGGGAGAAGUUUGCUGUUCCGGAGAGCGAUCACCUGACUUACCUGAACGUGUAUCUGCAGUGGAAGAACAACAGCUAUGCCACACUGUGGUGCAAUGAGCAUUUCAUCCAUGCCAAGGCCAUGCGCAAGGUGCGGGAAGUGCGUGCUCAGCUGAAGGACAUUAUGGUGCAGCAGCGCAUGAGCUUGGCUUCCUGUGGCACGGACUGGGACGUCAUCCGCAAGUGCAUCUGUGCUGCCUACUUCCACCAGGCUGCCAAACUGAAGGGCAUUGGGGAAUACGUCAACAUCCGCACAGGAAUGCCCUGCCAUUUGCACCCUACCAGUUCACUUUUUGGCAUGGGCUACACGCCAGACUACAUUGUCUACCAUGAGCUUGUAAUGACCACCAAGGAGUACAUGCAGUGUGUCACAGCUGUGGAUGGUGAGUGGCUGGCUGAGCUGGGCCCCAUGUUCUACAGCAUCAAGCACGCUGGCAAGUCACGGCAGGAGAGCCGUCGGCGGGCCAAAGAAGAAGCAUCUGCCAUGGAAGAAGAGAUGGCGCUGGCAGAAGAGCAGCUCCGUGCCCGCCGAGAGGAGCGAGAGCGCCGCAAUCCAAUGGGCAGUAUCAGGUCAACAAGGAUCUACACCCCUGGGCGGAAGGAGCAGGGCCAGCCUGGGACACCUCGACACACCCCUGCUCGCUUUGGCCUGUAGCCUGUACAUAAGUCGCUGCUGUGCUCGGUUGGGCAGGGCCCAUCUUGGGGGGGCGGGGACACAGAAAUAAUUUUAUUGUUUAUAUAAACA
Molecule: messenger RNA, 4024 nt
Organism: Eublepharis macularius
Lineage: Eukaryota; Metazoa; Chordata; Lepidosauria; Squamata; Eublepharidae
Gene: DHX38
Product: DEAH-box helicase 38
Exons: 26
Coding region: 140-3934 (1264 amino acids)
Biological process (GO): mRNA splicing, via spliceosome
Cellular component (GO): intracellular anatomical structure; spliceosomal complex
Molecular function (GO): ATP binding; RNA binding
Source: RefSeq, a predicted model, not a curated record